Messenger RNA from Pelmatolapia mariae (spotted tilapia), 1599 nucleotides. It is a transcript of the gene ankrd34ba, whose product is annotated as ankyrin repeat domain 34Ba. Gene Ontology annotation, molecular function: protein binding. Bases 1 to 1599 code for a protein of 532 amino acids. Lineage: Eukaryota; Metazoa; Chordata; Actinopteri; Cichliformes; Cichlidae. The transcript has a single exon. The record is from RefSeq and is a predicted model, not a curated record.
AUGGAGGCAGAAGGCUGUAAUCCUGGUGUAACCAUAGAUUCAGGUAAUCCACUACUAAAAGCAGUGUUUCUCCGUCGCCUGCGGCUCACACGACUGCUCCUGGAAGGGGGAGCCUACAUUAAUGAGAGUGACAGCCAAGGCCAGACCCCACUGAUGGUGGCCUGCCGUACCCAGCAUGUUGAUGCCCAGAGUGCCAGUCGAGUCAAGCUGAUCCAGUUUCUUCUAGAGAAGGGAGCAGACCCCAACAUCCAGGACAAAGAAGGUUGCUCUGCACUGAUGCAUGCCUGCCGGGAGCAGGCUGGCCCAGAGGUGGUUUCUCUGCUUUUGGCCAGUGGGGCAGACAUCAGUCUGGAGGAUCAGUCUGGGACAUCAGCAUUGGUUUACGCAGUCAUGACUGGAGACCUAAAGGUGCUGAACUUGUUGCUUGAUGCAUGCAAAGACAAGGGAAAGGAGGUGAUCAUCAUAACAACUGACAAAUUCCCAUGUGGUAAACUGCAAACCAAGCAGUACCUCAGCAUGCCUCCCCUUCGUCCUCUUGACCAGGCAGAAAAAAUGACAUUACCAGCUCCUGCAUCUCCAUCUGAAAUCCAGCUCAUCACAUCUCCCCAGUGCACCUCCUCUACCUUGUGCCCUCCAAAACCAGUCUUUUCUUUUAAAGAAGCACAGAUCUGUGGCAUAAGCUCCCAUCCGUGCUCCCCGUCAAGAUUUCGCGGGCUUUGCCAAGCACCUCUAAAUGGACUGCAGCAGCCUCUACUGAGGCUGAAUUCUGAACCCUGGCUGAAGAUCCCAGCAUCUCUGCUCACCCAGCAACCUCCUGAAGCUUCAGUCUCAGAAAAAGCCCAGGAUUUAAGUCUGACUGAUAACUUCUCAUUCAGAGUUCCUAGACUGGAUGAGGAUAACAGCCCAAACUCUGACAGCUACAAAUGGUGUGAAGCAAGUAAUAAAAAAGCGAGAGAUGGAAAGAAUGAUAGUGCCAAACAAGUUGGACAAAAGAUACCACUACCAGGUCUCAUUUCAUCUCACUCUGCCUCCCAUCCUAAUCUGCAUUCUGAAAACCUUGGUACAGAUUCAGUCUCCUCCUCGCUCUCCACUGGUAAAAUUCUUGUAACACAACUGCAACCUUGCAUGGCUUCAUCAAGCCUUCAUAAUGUCAUUCAAAGACGCAAGCUAGGUGCAGACAUAUACAACUCUGACCCACAAAUAGCUGUAAACAUUCAAAAUGUCCCUGAAGAGCAGAAAGCUAGAGACCUGACAGAUGGCAAGAGGCUGGCGCCUUUGCAUUCCUCUAGCACAAUGGGUUCCAGGGAGUUGAUGUCAGGAACGAGUCAGAGAAUCCUUUCUGGAUAUGAGCGCAGAGGUUCUGGUGCCUUCUUGCUGGAUCUUAACUCACAGGCCAGACCAAGAUCUCUGCCACCUCUUACUAACACCCCCAUCCUUAAUGUUUGUAACCUCAGCAAUGGAAGUAGUUUUUCUGAGAAAGAGCCUGGCCAAAAGCAAUUUUUUCCCUCUGCUCCUCCUGGGCCCCGGAAAGAGCUUACUAGGCGGAUGCUUCUAAGAAGACACUCAAUGCAGACUGAACAGUUCAAGGCCACAGCUUGA